This is a messenger RNA of Plasmodium inui San Antonio 1, 2151 nucleotides long. RefSeq lists its product as hypothetical. NCBI's taxonomy places the organism in Eukaryota, Apicomplexa, Aconoidasida, Haemosporida, Plasmodiidae. The transcript has 3 exons. Bases 1 to 2151 code for a protein of 716 amino acids. The record is from RefSeq and is a predicted model, not a curated record.
AUGGAGGGGAAGAACAACUCUGGACCGGAGGACUCAAAGGUCAAGGACCUCAAGCGCGAGCCACCCAUAACCAAGGAUACAAGAAGGAAGGAGGGCGUCUCUCCCGAAGGAAAUCACGUCCAAGAGUCAAAUAAGCGGGUGUAUGGUCUAAGGCGCCCCCCGAACCAAGAACGUAUCCAAAAGACACCCCCAGCCCAACCUAACCAGGAGGCCCUUAAAGCAAUCUUAUCUCGUAGAGAACAUCUAAGAGGAGAGUUUAUGGCCCGCCCAAGGGAGGAAGCGAGGAUCAGAGGAACCCAAGGAAUCCUAUACGGGACAGGUCCCAACCUGGAGAUAACUCCCGGAUCAAGGAAGAGUAUCAGAAAAUAUCAGGAAAGCAACUCCAAAAUGAAGAUGAGGGGGAGAUCGAACAGACUCUUCCCCCGAAGCAGAACUUCCCCGGAGCGAGAAAACGGGGGUACAGGAAUAAGAACUCAAGAACUGACCGACCAAACGGGAGCAGAAGUUACAGCUAGGAAAUCUGGAAGAGGAGAUAAUGAGAUAAAAAAAGUCGUAGAGAUGGGCUCAGGUGUAUUGAGUUUAAAGGACCACUCCUGGAGCAGGAAGUACGCCUCAAAAAAAUCCGAGGAUUGUGAGCCAGAGUAUAAUCUGUAUUGUCUGGGCAAAUAUGGUAAAAGGGAUCACGCCAGCAGGGGGUUUUUGGGAUCUCUUGCAGCUUCCCUGAUGCAGCUAAAUAGGGACCUGGACUGGAACGACUUUAUAACCAACAAAAGAGGACUAAAAGGGUAUAUCCUAGGGCCAAACAGCGAUGAACACACAUGGAAAGGACUUUUAUCUUGUGUAGUGUCUAAGGCCUUACAAAUCCCAAGCAUCGUGACAAAUUCAGAAAACCAGGAAGUCAGAGUCUGGACAAGCAAGAAAUGGCAGGAACUCUUGAAGCAUGGGACAGAUAAGGAUUGGUCAAGAGGGACCACGGGAAGAAACAUGAUAAUGGCCGUAGGGUGUAUCAUAGCUGCAUUGAUGGUCCCCAGAACUCGAGGCCGAGACAUGACCCAAGAGAUAAGGAUGGGGUGCAAGAGCGUCUGGGAACAGGUGUCCCUGGAGUUAAAACCUCAAGUCGUUCCGGGAGCAGCUACCGAAAUACAGAAGUUAAAGCAGCUCAUAGAAAAUAUUCGGGAGGUGAGAGGAAAUAACGAAGACAGAUAUGAUGGUUUUGGGUUUCUUAUGACUCUAUAUUAUGGACUAAUGAGUUGUUGUAAAUAUGGGAGGAAUUAUGAGUUAACGAGGUUAAUAAGGAAGGGCGCCUGGAGUCUAGACAAAAUGGGAGCAUGCAAACUAGGAGAAGGGAACAUUAACUGUGAAGGCCAAUUAAGCCAGAUUGAAGGAGAUGCGCUGAAUAUCUGGACUAGAGGGACCAGCCCCCUCGUAUCUUCUACCCUGCGGACCCCUCCCCCAACUAUCAAGAUCACAGCAGGGUCCGACACAGAAGACCAACGAGAUAAGGCAAAAGUACAAGAAAUAAAGGAAAAAAAUGAAGCCAAAAAAGCUCAGUUAGUGGCCUCUCGCAGGGCCGCUCCGACAAACCACGGUAUAAUCGCGACGCCAGGAGUCACACAUACCUUGACUAGCAACAAUAGACAAGCUCCAGUUGCUAUCCCUUCCCCCCCCGUCCCCUUGCGAGAACCAUCCGCGGCCCUGCCAAGAACUGAUCUCGAGCUAGCCAAGGAGGAACAGCAGACAAGUGACGUCGAAGUAUCAUCGCCCCAACCUGAACUAAGACAGCAUAGCGGACAACGUCACAAUAGGACCCCAGACGAACACCAUUCAUCUCUAAAUCAAACUGUCAACAACACAAAAGUAUCCGAGGAGGGGCCCUCGUCCCCUGACUCCGAACCUCCAGAAGCCAAAGGGGCAGAGUGGGAAGAAACUAGUACCCCACGCCACAUGCAGCGGGGCGCAGAAGGAAGCGGGAUAAUAGGAAUCAUAGGUGCAGCUGUAGCGGGGCUAUUAGCUCUGGCGAGUUCGUAUGGACUUUACCGAAUAUUUAAGUCAAGGAAGGGACGCAAUGGGCCAGAAAAUUUCAGGAGGGAACAGUUUAUUGGAAGAGUAGGAUAUGGAGUACCCCAACAGAGUGCUAGGAAAAUCGACUAA